AGAUAGACAUUAUUAUUUUUGAAUAUAUAUUAAUCUGUACUUUGCUUUGUUUCACAUUGCGUGCACAGAAUCGACUUGAACAGUUAUCGUUUCAUAUUUAAGCUAAAAUAAUAAUAAUAAUUAAAAAAAAAAACUACAAGGUAAGUUACGAUUUGUGAACAAAUUUAAUUAGCUAAAAAUAAAUGAAUAAAUUAAAACAAAAAUGAAAUGUUACGUUGAUGGCAUCAGCGUUACGGCUCAGCAUCCCGGAAGUUCAGCAUCACUUUCUGGGAGGAAGAGACGCUUCAUCGUCAGAGCUUUGACAACAGAAGCAACAAUGAUAUGAAUGCGGCUGAAAUUCUUCAUUUUCACUAGUGGCAAUUCCAUAAACGCUGUGCAUGGCCUGAUGAAGGAAGAAGUCUUGUAACCAUGUCAACAUCUCAGCCUUGACUGAGCUCCUCUGGAGCCAAAGAUUACACUACAGUUUUUGUAUGCAAGACCGAUGAAGUGACCCACACGCCACCAUGUCAUCCUUCCAGGUGGUGGACUCGUCGCCUGGCAGCAGCGUCAGCAUCAUGGAAACGUCCAACUUCGCCCACGUCAUCUUCCAGAACGUGGGGAAGAGUUUCCUACCGCAGGCGCCCUUGGAGUGCCGUUACACUCUGACCCCUUACAUCACCCCUCACCCUAAAGACUGGGUGGGCAUUUUCAAGGUGGGUUGGAGCACAGCCAGGGAUUACUACACCUUCCUCUGGUCUCCGAUGCCCGAAAACUACCAACCAGGAAGUACCGUGCACAGGACCGUGGUGUUUCAAGGUUACUAUGUCCCGAAAUCGGAUGGGGAGUUUUACCAGUUCUGCUACGUCACGCACACGGGGGAUAUCCGGGGAGCCAGCACGCCCUUCCAGUUCAGGCCAGCCACGCCCACCGAAGAGCUGCUGACGGUUACCGAGGACGACAGCAACUCUGACAUACUCGUCGUCACCACCAAGACCGGCCUGCUGGAGCGUGUCGAGGAGGCCCAGCAGGAGCGCAGAGACCUGCUGAAAGCCAUGCGUCUCCUGCAGGAGGAGAAGCAGCAGCUGCAGGAGGAGCAGAAGCGCCUGGUCAGGGAAAGGGAGCAGGAGAGGGAGACGUGUUGCCUGCUGAGGACACAUAACCAGGAGCUGCUGCGCUCGUCGCAGGGCCUGUCCGAGGAGAGGGAGGAGGUGCGGCGGAGGCUGACGGAGGCCACGGACCGGGUUCGCCAGUUGGAGGAGGACCUGCUGGGAGUCACCCAGAGGGGCCUCCAAAAAGAGACCGAGCUGGAUUGUCUGCGGGACCGUUUGAAGAAGCUGAUAGCAGAGCGAGACAGUUUGGAGAACCAACUAAAAAACGAGAAAGAUGAGAGGGAUCUCUAUAAGGCUCAUCUGCGCAGCACAGAGUUGGAGAACACCAAACUGAGCGCAGAGCUUCAGAUGCUGAAGGCGGUGGAGCUGAACAGGGAGGUGACCAUUGCUCAGUUCCAGGAGGAGCUGGAGAGGCUGAGGGCCUGCGUCGCCCAGCGAGACGCUCUCGAGAAAGAGCUGCUUACACACAAAGCUGACAAAGCUGAGCUGGCCCGCGUCCGGGAGCAGCUGCGUCAGGCUGAGGAGCAGCUCCAGGCUUCCCGGCAGCAGGCCUCCCUCCUGGCCUCGGAGCUCCGUGACUCAGCCAGCGCCCGUGACCACUCCAUGACGGAGCUGUACCGCGCGCGCCUCGAGGCGGACAAGCUCCGAGCCAGCCUGGCUGAUGCUCAAGCGGAAUGCCAGCGCAUGAAGAGCCAGCUAGACCGCAUGAGGAGCACCGUGCAGAGGGACGUGUCCGUUGGUACCUGUGGAGAGAUGGCACCCAGCAUCGUGGUCGUCUCCGAGGCAGAGGCCGAGCUGCAAAGAGAGGUGGAGGAGCUGAAGCUGCGCCUCCACAUGGCGGCAGAGCACUAUAAGGAGAAGUACCGAGAGUGCCAGCGCCUCCGCAGGCAGGUGGCCAAACUCAAUACACCCGAGUCACAAGGGGAGUCAAAGAGGAACGUGUCCACUGAGACGACGCAGGAGACGCUGACUCCCAGUCCGGAGUCUCCCACAGGAGGAAACAUUGCUACUGCUGUCCUAACAAUAAUGCCAGAGUUCAAAACAGAAGACCCUGCAUGUGACGACCGCACAAACACGGAGAAGACUCCCACAGAGCCAAAGGAGAAAGCAGAAAUGGGGGCUACAAAGGGCGGGGAACAAUUGGAAGACAAUGACAAAGAAAAGGAGAAAAAGAAGAAGGGGGAGGAAGAGAGCCUGAGGAUGACCAGCUGGGUAGAUGUGAGCAACGAGAGGCUGAGCGGCGAGGACAACAGCGAGGAGGAAGCUACACCGAAGCCAGAGGAAGUGAAGGAGGAGAUGAUGGAGGUGGAGGGGAGAAGCAGAGAGGAGGCGGAGAAGCAGCAGACCUCCUCGGUGGAGGCGGAGCUAGCAGUGAUGGAGGAGAAGUGGAGGGAGCAGUGCGCCAUCAACGAGACGCUCAAACAGCGGCUGGCCAAUGAGGAGGAGCGCUUCCGGGUGCACAUGGCGGAAAGAGCUCGCGAGGUGACGGAACUCAAAUGCAACCUUGCCCAGGCUCUGAGAGAAAAGGAGCAACUCCGGGAGGAGCUGCAGCGCUACGUUUCAGUGCAGAAAGAGCAGGAAGCUGCCGUCCAGUGUGCAGAAGUCCGACAGCCGAUGGUGCUGCGCUACCCGCUGCCCUACCCUCAGGACCCCUCCCCUCCACCGCUGGUGCCGCAGAGACCCGCUGAGCUCCAGUACGGCAAUCCUUACUCCACCGACACCACAAGAGACCGAACCGAUGCUUCGCUGUCUCCCGAACACCUGGCCCGGCCUCCGCCCGAGGCCCCUCCCUGCACGCCUCCCUGCGCACCCCCAAUCACACCCCCCAGCCCCGGUCCAGGAGCUCCGGGCUGGAGCAGAAGGGUCGUCUGCAUCCAGCCGUCCCGCAGCACAAGUCCUCCAGAGAACAUUGAGCCUCCACCAGCGGAGACCCAGAAGGUGAGCAAUGGAGCUCCCCCGUCAUGUGACCAUCAGUCCAGCCGGCGCAGUGAAGCAAGAAGCAGCUUCUGCUUCGACUCCAGUGACGUCCACAAGCGCUGCCCCCUCUGCGAGGUCAUCUUCCCGCCGCACUUUGAGCAGCGCAGCUUCGAGCAGCACGUGGAGAGCCACUGGAAGGUGUGCCCCGUCUGCUCCGAGCAGUUCCCCCUCGACUGUCAGCAGCGCCUCUUCGAGAGGCACGUCCUCACACACUUCGACGGACACGUGCUCAACUUCGACCAGAUCGAAUGAAGGCAGCAGAAGCGGCGAGUGCCGGCACGCCGUGUGGGUAACGCGUGUCAGCAGGUUUCAGUUUAGGAUCCGCUGUGUUGUUAUGGUACAAUCAUGGUCAUUUCUUUGCAAUCCUGCAGGUCUGAAUGUAGAAGCGUCGCGUACGUCUGGCUUUUAUUUUGAUACAUGAGCUCGUCUUUUAAAACGCAUGCUUAUACAGUGUGAGCUGCGAGUGGAAAACCACAGAGUUCCCUCCUGUUUCUUGAAGGAAUAUUAAUAAGUUUCACUAAGAAAAGAAAAAGUAAUGUAUUUUCUGUGUCCUUAGCCUAUCCUGAACAUGUGUAAAUGAUAAAGCAGCCAUACAAGUAUAUUUUCUUUGAUUUAGUCACAGAAUUUAAAGCUUAAGUGAAGUUGGAGCUGCUUUAACUCACCUGAAUGUGUACAUAAAACUAUAGAAUCAUAUGAAGAUUUUCUCCUGUACUGUUGUGCGCGAGUGUUUUGCAAAGAUGUCAGACGACGUAAAACAAAAACAGCACUACAUUUAUAUGUAUCUGCACUAAAAAAGGCUUUACUCUGAAUGUACUGUACAUAAAUGACAGAUUAAAAAAAAUGGAGAGAACUGUGAAUAGCUGUCGUAAGCCGGGUACCGUUACCUCCAUCAUGUUUAGGGGAUGUUUCACUUCCUGUUGUGCACUUUUUUUCUUUUUGAUCAAUCAGAAUUACUGAUGAGUCAGGUUGUAGGAUGAAUUGCAGGGCUCUGAGUUCCAAUUUUAACCUUUUUAGGAUGAUAACUGUGAAGAAGUUGCUGCUUUGCGUGCAAGUUUGUUAGCUCCUUAUGACUGAUAGAAAUAUAUUUUCUCUGAGCUUCACAACACCUCCUGUCUACUUUCUACGGAGCCCUGGCAAGGACAUAAAAACAAAACAAAACUGUUCCUUCAAAUUAACAAUUUGUGGCAGUAAAUUAGUAUAUAUUUUGUGUAAUCAAAUUAGUAUUUUGUUGGCACAAAUUAGUAAUAAAACGUAAAUAUUCUGAAACACUAACUGAUGUACAAAAUACUAAUUUGUGCACAAAAUGCUAAUUGGUAUCCAAAAUACUAAUUUGUGUGCACAAAAUGCUCAUUUAUUCCCAUGAAAUGCUAAUGUGUAUCCACAAAAUGCUAAUUUGUUCUCAUCAUAUGCUAAUUUGUGCAUAUGAAAUAUUAAUUUGUGCCUACGGAAUGCUAGUUUAGGACACAAAUGUCUAAUUUGUGCCCAUCAAAUGCUAGUUUGUGUACACUCAUUGCUGAUUUGUGCUCACAAAAUGCUAAAUUGUGCACAAGAAAUGCUAGUUCCUGUACACAAAUUAGCAUUUUAUCUGCAAAAUGUUCAUUUCUGCAUAUGAAAUAUUAAUUUGUGCCCACAAAAUGUUAGUUUAUUAUUUAAGUUGCUAUUUUGUGCACAAGAAAUGCUCAGUUGUGUCCAUAAAAUGCAAUUUGUGUGCAAUAAAUGCUCAUUUGUAUACAGGAAUCGCUAAUUUGUGCCAGACAUAAUGCUAAGUUUUCCUUAUGAAAUGCUUAUUUGUGAGCAAGAAAUACUAAUUUCUGCAGGAGAAAUUCACACAAAUUGGCAUUUUGUUGACAGAACUUGGCAUUAUGUGGCAAAUAUUGCUAAUUUGUUCUCACAAUAUACUAAUUUGUGCAUAUGGAUUGUUAAUUUGUGUCCACAAAAUGCUUGUUUAUUAUUUAAAUUGCUAAUUUGUGCCUAUGAAAUGCUCAUAUGUGCACAAGAAAUUGUCUUUUGUGUUCAGGAAUUGCUAUUUUGUGCCCCUAUAAUGUUAGAUUCUGCCUACUAAAUACUAAAUUGUGCAUAAGAAAUGCUAAUUCCUGUGCAAAAAUUACAUUUUGUUGGCAGAACUUAGCAUUAUCUGGCACAUAUUGCUAAGUUCUGCCAACAAAAUGCUAAUUUGUGCUCACAAUACACUAACUUCUGAAAAUGAAAUAUUAAUUUGUGACUACAAAAUGCUAGUUUAUUAUUCAAAUAGCUCAUUUUGAGCAACAAAUGCUGCUCUGUGUCCAUGAAAUGCUAAUUUGUGCUAACAGUACGCUACUUUCUACAUAUAAAAUAUACAUUUGUGCUCAUGAAGCUGCUUUAUUACUACUCAAUUUCUAAAUUGUGACCACAAAGUGCAGAUUUGUGCCAAGGUACAUAAAUUAAAAUGUGGAUACAGUUGGCUGAUUUGUGACUACAAAUUAAUAAUUUGUGGAAACAAUUUUUUAUUGAUGUUUUUGAGUCUCAUGUCCAGGCUACCGUAACUCCCCCCACCUCUGUUACAGUGUUGUAUCCAGGCUUGAACUUCUGCACACGCUCAGUCAUCUCAAGGCAAACAAAUCUGUGUCCUUUCAGCCUGUUUUGUGUAAGAAUGUGGGGAAAAUGUGUAUGGAAAACAUCUUUAUGAAUAAAUUAAGCUCGUCUACAUGCA
Oryzias melastigma (Indian medaka) is the source of this 5754-nucleotide messenger RNA. It is a transcript of the gene tax1bp1a, whose product is annotated as Tax1 (human T-cell leukemia virus type I) binding protein 1a. The record is from RefSeq and is a predicted model, not a curated record. NCBI's taxonomy places the organism in Eukaryota, Metazoa, Chordata, Actinopteri, Beloniformes, Adrianichthyidae. The transcript is spliced from 18 exons. The coding region runs from base 504 to 3317 and encodes 937 amino acids.